Messenger RNA from Pimephales promelas (fathead minnow), 696 nucleotides. It is a transcript of the gene dharma, whose product is annotated as dharma. Lineage: Eukaryota; Metazoa; Chordata; Actinopteri; Cypriniformes; Leuciscidae. Gene Ontology annotation, molecular function: RNA polymerase II cis-regulatory region sequence-specific DNA binding; DNA-binding transcription factor activity, RNA polymerase II-specific. The record is from RefSeq and is a predicted model, not a curated record. Gene Ontology annotation, biological process: neuron differentiation; central nervous system development; regulation of transcription by RNA polymerase II. Gene Ontology annotation, cellular component: nucleus.
AUGGCAACUCAGAAAUUUUCUAACUUCUCUAUUGAUUACAUCUUGGGAGAUGCCAGCAAACAAACAGCUGAAUCACCUGGAUUGGAUCAUCCAGCAUCUUCUCAAGAUUUCCCAGGGCACUUGACGACACUUGACCUGCUCACCCAGGAUGGACCUAUAGGUCAUUGUGACCAUGCAACACUGAUGAUGAACUUUCCAUCAUCAUCAUCAUCAUCAUCAUCAUCAUGGGCAGGAAUGUACAGCUGCUGUGUUCCAGUCUCAUAUUAUCAACCAGCUUUUAAUUCAAAUUACUAUGCAGGUCAACAGUGGCCUUGCCCUUUUGCCAUAUCAGGUUGUGAAACAGUUGAGAAUCACUGCCACCCAACUGUAGCUCAGAAACAGCGCUAUCGAAUCCGAACGGUCUUCACCGACAGCCAGACGGAGCAGCUCGAGCGACUCUUCGCGCUCACCGACUACCCGACCGCUGAAACCCGGGCGGACUUAGCCAAGAACACCGGCCUCAGCGAGGAAACUGUCCGGGUGUGGUUCAAAAAUCGACGUGCACGCAGAAAGCGACAAACAACCUGCCCUGACAAAAACGCGAGGCGCGCUCCCGAUGAUCAUCAGGAAUCAGAUUAAUUCAUGACUGAAACGUCAACAUAAACGGCUCGAUUACUUUUUAACGUUGUUUUUAAAAUUACAUUUACAGAUGUUUAC